AGGACCGGUAUUUGUAUUAUGUUGCACGAGAUUUCCUUCAGCCCGAAACAUUUAAGUACGGCAUUCUCUUCCAUCAAAUUUCUGUUUUCAUAACGUUCCGCUUAUCACAAGAAGAUGUCCGAAGACAAAACAACGACGGAGGAUAUGUGGACUCCGUACAAAGAAUUGCACAGUCUAGUCGAACGAUGCAUUACAUCCUCUCCAACAACCCACGAUCUUCAAUACCACGAAUUUACGGAAGCACUACGAAAUCAUCGGCAGAAUUUUCUUACACUUUUGAAAAAUCCUCCCCCAAAUGCAAAUAGUCGAGAAGAAAUUAAGAAAGGAGCAACUGAAGGCAUUACGCUUCCUGGUCUGGGCUGUCAAUUACUAUCGAAAGAGCUAGUUGAUGAAACCCUUAUUAUAUCGGACAUGUAUAACCUUAAUGAAUUCAUGGCCUUGGAUCUCUUAUGUACAGCUCAGUUACAAAUGCCUCAUCAUCCUGGUUUACCUAGAGGUCUAACAGCAAUUUUGUUAUACUACGAUGGUAAAAAAGCUCUUACCUCAACUUUAAGAAUGCUUGUACAAGCUAGAAUGGGUCAUAGUUGGAAAAUUGACGCACCCAUUGCCCUUUUAAGACACAUCACAGAAUAUACGAACAAAAUGGAAGAAGAUCAUUUAUUAGACAGAAUUUUAUCUUUGUUAGAGGAAAUGAAUCCUGUAAAAGAACAAAAAUUGCUAGAAAAAAAUCGGGCAUUGGGAGGACCAAAGCAUCGCUAUAUGGUCAUGAAACUUUAUAACGAUUCCAGACAAGACUUGGCUGAUAUUUUAUGUCUAUGGUCUGCUCAAUCUUCACUGCCAAAUGAAGUUUUGUUCCGUUUACUAUCAUUUCUAAAGACAAAAUCAAUAGAGUCCGAAAUCGGUGAAGGUGGACUGGAUAAAGUUACUCUUGCUCUUAUAAUGAGCGUGCUGAAUGCAAUUAAUUUUAGUUCUUUGCAUAGUCGUGAGAACGGUGAAGAACUGUUAAAUUCCAUGCCGUUGAUUACGGACAGUAAUGCACGCGAGGAAUUUAGUCAGAAAUUAUUAUCAACUAAUAUCAAUUGGGAAAGCGCUCGAUUGCGCGGAUUUAUACAAUUCGCGUACGCAGUUGCUCUAACAACAAUUAAAACUGUCGUUAACGCGCAACCGAUGAACAUUACGAACGAAGACGAACGGCUUCUCGAAGCAGCAUUAUCGAACAAAUGUUUUCACUUUAUGGCCGACAUAUUAUUCAAGAACAAAAAUAUAUACCACGAAGAAUUUUAUAUUCGUUACUUUCACGGUCUUAUUUCCGAUUUCAUAUUACUAAUGCCCCUAAAAGUGAAAGAUUUACGAAGUCGCGCAGACGAAUCCAUGCGUUUGAUACAAGCUUAUCAGCAAGAAGGUAUCGAGCCGCCUUUGAAUUUAGAUAAUCACUUUGAAUAUUUAAUGUUAACGGUGGCGGAGUUAUAUAAAGAGGAUCCGUUGAAAUUGGACCUAGUCAUGGAUUAUUGGUGUCAUCAUUCUGACUCGACUCACGCAUCUGCGCCUGUUUACAUGAAUCGUUUACCAUCCAGACAGGUUGCACUGUUUAAAUUUGUACGACUUGCCGGAGAAAUAUUGCCAGCAGGUCUGUUCGUACCAUAUCUUAAAAUGAUAGCAUCACUUGCAUCUUCACCGCAAGCGGCGAGACAAGCAUUCAAUUUUCUUAAACCAAAUGGAACUUCAGGAUCAACAACAAUUUCCUGGGAUCAUUUCUUCAAAUCUUUGAAUCAGUACUAUAGCAAUCUUCGAAAAGAAUUGCCUCCUACCCAGGACACCGUUUACCGUCAGCGAGGUCAUCCGAAGGGUAUCACUCCGGACGAAGUUAAAGGGUUGGAAACGGUACUUCUGGUAGUUCAAGUUAUCGCAAAAAACGAUGAAAUGUCGAGAAUAGCGAUAUGCGAUCAUCCAGGGUGGAAAGUAUUACCAUCGUUAAUCGGUUUAGUUAGUUGCGGUAUAUCGAUUCCGUUAAAAGCGGUAUUGGUAAGAACUCUUGCCGCGCUAGCGAGGUCACCCGAAAGUUCAUCCACCGUAUGGCAGAGUUUAGAAGCUGCACAAAUACUUUCAACGGUGCCAACCACAAGUAGCUAUCAGCCAAGAGGUGUUCAGACCGAGUUAGAGGAGAUCGAGUCGAAGAAAGACGAAUAUCCGUUAACUCGAGCGAUGCUGGAACUUCUGGAUGUCCUCACCGAUUUCCCCAUACCACGACUGUUGGGAAUGGGGCAUCGGAAUCCCGGUUUCGAUCCUUACUUACAUUUUAUCAUCAAUACCAUCUUUCUCAAGUUUCAUACACGAUCGUAUAAAAAUUCAGCAGAGAAGUGGGAAGUCGCCGAAAGUUGCCUGAAGAUUUUCUCGAAGCUCAUUAAACAGUACGAACCAACCGUGGAAGAUUUCACCGGAUGCAAGGUGGAACUUCAAAGCGGCGAGACCACGUUGGUCAAUUCAGCUCCAGGGUACCACAUAAUGACUCAGUUGCACUCUAAGUCGGAGCUUCUUCACGUUAUAUUGUACAUUCUGGACAAAGGUUGCUCGAACUUUGAUAUGUACGAGCGUUUUCCCGGUAAGAAGGACCUUGAGAAUGGCACUCUAUAUUGUCUGGAAAUAUUAGAGAGGGGAUUGAAAACCCAGCACAACUAUAUGUCGCAGUUGGCGGCUGCGAAGUCGGUGCACAAACUUCUAACCGGACUGUCGAGGCUACUUUUAGAAGUGGAUCCACAGUCGAAGAAGCAGGACUACAUGGUAAACGUAGCUAAAUACGUGUCCUACAACUCCUGGCUUCCGCAGCACGCGUUCCACGCUGUCGGUGUCAUUCACGAAGUGACGAACGAGCCAGGGGCAGACUCUGAGCUGCUCUCUACGUUCACAGCCACUUCUGCCUUGGCUACGAGUAUAAGACACGAAUUCGUGGAAUGUUUGGACGCAGACAUCACUGUUGACGAGGACAUCGAGUCGAGUGAAAAGCAAUACACUGGCAGCUGUAAAGAACGAAUUCUACUUCUGAUGAUGCACAGCAUUACCCGGCCCGCUCCGAAUCUUGCUCACUAUUUACUAGGAUUCGAAAUAACCAAGGACAUCCGUAAAACUACGCUGUUCCAUCCAGGUGUUCUCUGGUUCCCGCGCACGUGCCUACAUUCGAUAUUAGGAAUUUUAGAACAGUCCCUCGAACGAGGUCGCGACAAGAUUACAGAAGCUUGUUACUGCUUCCUUCAUACGUUGGCUGCGAACAACAAGACGUCCGUUCCGGUCUUGAGAUUCUUACGAACCAGUGUCAAUCAGGACUUCGUGCAAAGACACCUGUCAAAGUUGCCAUUCGAGGGCCAGAACAGAGCAACGGAACUCGGUUGCAUGUCCUGGUUACUGAAGAUCGCUGCGAUCGAACUGCGAGUCGCUGGUGGAAGGCUGCAAAGCUCUCUGGUUCAACGGCUAGUAGGGAACUUCUGCCAAGAAAAAGGGCAGAUAGUUCCCUCGCAAAAGCUUCUGAUGGAUCUGCUGCAUUACAUCGAGUUUCAGCUUCAACUGGAGCCAAUGCUCUCCCUGGAUUUCUUCGACCCGUCCCAGAUCGAGAUGGCUCUGGGACGUUGUAGCGUUCCAGUUACCCUGAUAGGUGGUCCACGUCUUAUAGACAUUAGAAAAUUACAUUCCCUGAUCACGGAGGAAGUAGCCGUGACGCAAAACAGCGCCACUGCGACUCAGCGGAACCUCAUGCAACAGGAGGUGCAGAAGAUUUUGACUCAUGCUUUAAGAAGGAACCAAACGAAGCUGUUGUCUUAUGCGACAGUGAAGUUUGUCGAAGGCUGGUGCCAGACGACGGAGAUGCUUUUCUGCGUUGCGUCCAAUCAGCAGCUCCAGACCUCGCAGAAGCAGAACUUGUUAUUGAAUUUAUCUCACGAUUUAUUACAGAAAAUGACAUCUUGCGAGGCUCUGAGCGAGAUCAAAACCCUGGUGUCUGGUACGGUGCUGAUAUUACUGGUGAAUUUACGGAACAGUUUCAUCACCCAGACGGACAGCGAAUCGUUUCCAUCUUCACCGUCGAACACAACGAUGAUGAAAAUUAUCCUGAGCCACAUUUUACAAUGGAUAUUGAACGCGGGCGCAUCCUCGCAAAAAGUAGUCACGCAUUUGUACGCGGCUCUGUUGAAUUUCCUCUGCGUGGUCGGCUUGGAGAAGUCUGAAAGCACGAAUAUUAUAGACACGAUGUACGUCAGUCAGUUAGAUAGCACGGUGAACAGAGUAAUGCCCGUGCAAGAACGUUCGCAUCGGUAUGCAACGAUACAAGUGAUAAACAGCUUUGGAAAUAAAUUAAUGGAUAUCCUCUGUCACAAUUGCUCCGGUGGCCACGACGUCUGCAAAAUGCUGGCAUUGUCCUGCUUGGAUAAGAUCUUGGAAUUGGAUUACGACAACGCCUGGAUACUUUAUUUGACCAGCAGAGGAUACUUGAAACACAUGAUAGACGGUCUUUUGGAAUCUGAUAAUAUGUUACGGUCCAUGUUACAGCCAGAACCGCAAACGUUACGACCAUUGUACUUGUACGAGGCGAAAAUGGCAACAUUCUGUAGAAUGGCGUCCACGAGACUAGGUGCGGAAAGUCUUUUAGAAAAUAAGAUCUUGCCAUGCGUAUCGAGCAUGGUUGUGUUCGAUCAUCAUCCUGACGUUCAUAUUGGAUUCGAAGGGGGCGACUACUCCUUUAUACCCUCCAUCGGUCAACGGUACCAGCAGAUCUUUCUGCCGGCCCUGUAUCUUUGCGACGCUCUGCUCACCACUUUGGGAACCGAGAAUCAAUCCUGUGCCAUUCAAGUCUGCGGAUUUCUACAAAGCCACAGGGACACCAUCGAGAUGAUUUUACGGAACGCUUUCCCGAAAGCUAAUAUUCUGUUUCUGAAAGAGAUCGCCUGUCUUACGGGUGUGAUAUCCAGAUCUGCGAACAUCGAUAUGUAUAAAUUAGUGGACGAAGAACUGGCGAAAGCGGAUAUCGAUGACCAUAAAUUGGAAGACACUACUGGCAUGAGGGAACUUCGUGCUCAUCUUUAUCGAUUGCAGAGACUGAUGCUGUCAUUAUUGUGCAAAUUUCAAUUGCAACCGGCGCCUGUUCGUUUAAGCCACGAGGAAACAGACGCGAACCAACAGCACAUGUCGUGCGUGCAAAUUGUCGCGAAUAUUAUGCUGUACACUCGCAAUCAAAUGCAACACAGCCGAAUGGAUCAAAAAAUACGGAACGUACUGUUCGAGCCGCAUCUGACCUCUAAACUGGGAAGCACAGAAGACAGGGCGAAGGAUACGUCUGGCGGCGUACACUUGGGGACAAUUAUCGAUCAACUUGUCUCCGUAACGAAUUUAUUACACACCGAAUUACCGCAUAUAGACACUCUUAUAAAAAAGGUUGCGAUGUUAAGUGAAAUGCGUACAACGGAAUUGAAAGAGUAUUUGUCCGAAGAAGAAGCAGAGCUCACGGUUCAAAAGCAGCGGGUAAUUGUGGAACAACGAUUGUGCCGUUGGGUGAAAGAGAAACGUCGAAGUAUCAAAUAUUGCUCUCUGAUAAUCGAACAUGCUUUGUAUAUUCUAUGGAGUCACUUGGACUUUUAUAUGAUCCAGGUGGUAUCACGGCACAGUCGAAUGCAAGUGUCAUCAGCGGGCAUAGAUGAAGACAUGGUAGCAUGGAAGGGGUCAUCGGAGACGUUAAUGGAAUUGAAACAUGGUCUCGUUUCUACUUUUACGGACAGUUUUAUUACGCAGUUGUUAGAUACACACAAUGAAUAUGCAACGGUAGAUCAGAACUUCAUCGAAGCGCUUGUAAGAAGAAUCAAACGAUUAUUACAGUUUAUAAUUGUACAGUAAGCCCGCGUUUACGCGAAACAGUUCGGAUGUACAAGAACAUAUUUUUUUAACGUUCGUGUAUAUUUACGAACGACGGC
This is a messenger RNA of Dufourea novaeangliae, 5948 nucleotides long. It is a transcript of the gene Nup205, whose product is annotated as nuclear pore complex protein Nup205. The transcript is spliced from 7 exons. The record is from RefSeq and is a predicted model, not a curated record. Gene Ontology annotation, cellular component: nuclear pore inner ring; nuclear pore. Gene Ontology annotation, molecular function: structural constituent of nuclear pore. NCBI's taxonomy places the organism in Eukaryota, Metazoa, Arthropoda, Insecta, Hymenoptera, Halictidae. Bases 115 to 5871 code for a protein of 1918 amino acids. Gene Ontology annotation, biological process: nuclear pore organization.